CCCCCGGAGCCGCCGCUCUCCCGCCCCCGGAGCGGCCGCCCCCGGCCGCGCAUGCCCCGCCGGCCCCUCCGCUCCCGGUUCCCUUCGCUCCGCAAUUCAGACCAUGGCAGCGGGGCUGCGUUUCGGCUCUUUCCUCCUCCUCCUCGCCGCUCCCCGGCUCGCUGGAGCAGCCGGCGGCCGGAGGGGCUCAGCAUCCGAUGCUUGCGGAGCGAGGGGGCUGUCAUCAGUCACCAGGACCAAUGGACUACUCAAUGUCACCUUUAAAUAUGACAACUGCACGCCGUACCUGAGCUCAGCGGGCAGACACGCCAUCGGAGACGUGCAGAACAUCACGCUCAGCCAGUACGCGUGUUACCAGCAGGUCGCGGUGACGAUCCUUUGGACAGCAAACGCCAUCGGGAUUGAGUACCUGAAAGGAUUUCGAGUAAUACUGGAGGAGUUAAAAUCAGAGGGCAGACAGUGCCAGCAGAUGGUUUUAAAAGAUCCAAAGCAGCUCAGCCCCAGUUUUAAACGGACAGGAAUGGAAUCCCAGCCCUUUGUAAAUCUGAAGUUUGAAACAGAUUACUUUGUAAAGAUUGUUCCUUUUCCUUCCAUUAAAAAUGAAAGUAAUUAUCACCCAUUUUUCUUCCGAACCAGACCAUGUGAAUUGUUGCUACAGCCGGAAAAUCUUGUCUGCAAACCUUACUGGAAGCCGCGCAACCUGAACGUCACCCAGCAGGGCUUCAACAUGCACGUGUCCUUCGAUCACGCGCCUCACAGCUUUGGCUUUAGAUAUUACUUUCUUCACUACAAACUUAAACAUGAAGGGCCAUUUAAGCAAAAGACCUGCAAACAGGAGCAAAACACGGAUACUACAAGUUGUGUUCUUCAGAAUGUGGCUCCGGGGGAUUAUAUAAUUGAGCUGGUCGACGACACUAAUACAACAAGGAAAACGAUGCACUAUGCGCUAAAACCAGUGCAUUCUCCGUGGGCUGGACCCAUCAGAGCUAUUGCCAUUACAGUCCCUUUAGUUGUCAUUUCAGCGUUUGCAACGCUUUUCACAGUGAUGUGCCGCAAGAAACAGCAAGAAAAUAUAUAUUCCCAUCUAGAUGAAGAGAGCUCGGAAUCUUCAGCGUACGCUGCAGCUCUCCAUGUGGAAAGACUCCGUCCCCGGCCGAAAGUGUUCAUCUGCUAUUCCAGCAGAGACUGUCAGAAACACAUCAACGUCAUCCAGUGCUUUGCCUAUUUUCUUCAGGACUUUUGUGGCUGUGAGGUGGCUCUAGAUUUGUGGGAAGAUGUAAAAAUUUGUAGAGAAGGGCAGAAAGAAUGGCUUAUUAAAAAAAUAAACGAGUCCCAGUUUAUCAUCAUUGUGUGUUCCAAGGGAAUGAAAUACUUUGUUGAAAAAAAGAACUGGAAACACCGAGGGGUAACCAAAGAGCCCGGGAAAGGAGAGCUCUUUGUGUUCGCCGUGCUGAGCGUUGCGGAGAAGCUUCGCCAGGCAAAGCAGAACCCAGGCGACCUCUGCAAGUUCAUCGCAGUUUACUUUGAUUAUUCCUGCGAAGGAGACGUCCCUGGGAUCCUGGAUCUGAGCACCAAAUACAAACUCAUGGACAAUCUCCCUCAGCUGUACUCACAUCUACACUCCAGGAACCUGGGUGUGCAGGGCUCAGAGGUGUUUCCUGCUAACAUUAGUAAAAGGAAUUAUUUCAGGAGCAAAUCUGGGAGGUCCCUUUAUGUGGCCAUUUGCAAUAUGCAUCAGUUCAUUGAUCAGGAACCGGACUGGUUUGAGAAACAAUUUAUUCCCUUCCCUCCACCUUCUUUACGUUACUCGGAGCCUGUCACGGAAAAAUUUGAUUUGGGCUUGGUUUUAAACGACUUAGUGAAUAAACAGGGGAUGGAUGGUGAUUUUUACCUGAAAACAGAUGUAAAUAUUGUUUCAGCUGGGAAUUCAGACUCUCACUGUGUGAUUCAGCACUUAAACCUUGGAGAAGAUACAGAAACUCAGGACAUUCAAGGUGGUGGCAGCUGUGUUCUUCAGCCGUUGUUACAUGUUAAAGCUUCAAAUCUUAAAGAUAUGCCUCGGGAUUCCGGAAUCUAUGACUCAUCUGUUCCUUCGUCUGAAUUAUCUUUACCUUUAAUGGAAGGACUAUUGACAGACCAAAUUGAAACAUCUUCCAUUACAGAAAGUGUUUCUUCAUCAUCAGGCUUAGGGGAAGAAGAACUUCCUGUAAUCACUGCUACAAAAUUCUUAGUGCCUGGGAUAUGUAAAGCAGAACUUCACUGCCACAUCCAUCCUGAGGAACUGCAGGCGAUCGCUCCUUUAUAACACCUUGCAAAUUGUUCUGCAUUGCCACUUUAUCAACAGCCUCUGCUUGUGCUCCAGCUGCCAGCCGUCUCAGCACUAAACCUGCCUGAAGGAGCAAAUACUCCCUGAAGAAAAUCUGGUAUUCCGAUGGGACAUUUUAUGGCCAGUAAACUUGCAUCCGUUGGUCUUUGUGUACAGUCUUUCAUGAUUUGAAAAACGUAGCAUGGAAAAAUAUAUGAGAAUUCAUUUCAAAAUGAUCCUUCUUACUGAUUUAAACAUUAAGAUACUACACUGUUUACAGAUGCUAUAAUGAAAAUUGACUUUGGGGUUUUUUGCUAGGAAUAAUUUUGCGACUGGACCUAUUAUAAAAUAGUUUGGAAUGUUAAGUCUUGCUCAGUUUUGUAGUCCAGCCUCCAGCUGUAAGUGCUGACAUACCUGAUGGCAGGAGUGUUGUAGCGCAUGAGAGCAGGAUUUUUUCAGAAGCAAGAUAAACGCCAAAGGUGAGAUCAAGCAGUUCUUCGUCAGAAGAAAUCAUUUUCUUCUAGAAAGGUUUGAGCUCCUUUCCUCACAGUUUCCUCUUCCCAAAUGUUCGUGUGUCUCAGUAUUUAAUUUCAGAUGGGUGCGUGUCUCCCUCUUCUGUCUGAUUAUCCUGUCUGUCCCCCACAAUCUGUCUGUGAUGACUCAUGAAUCGUUACUGCACUGAGUCUGAAGUAUCAUUUUGAUAACAGACAGAAUCGAGAUCCUGCAUGUGCUGGGGGAUACCAUGGAAACCAAAUGGCCUGUUUUCCUCACGGAAGGGCUAAUAGAAAGAAUACUUUAUAGAGAUGGGGGAAGGACAAUCAAAUUUUGUAUUUAAGACGUUGUUCUGGAUUUGUUCAGCCAUGAGGGAUGAGCAUGCUUUAUGGGGUCCAGACUGUCCUCCAAGGACAUGCUGCUGCAAAAUCACCUGGCGUGAAACAAGUGAAGAGGAGCAGUUAACAGGCACCAAUACUUUGUUUUGAGCCAACCAGGCAACGGAAGCCCACAAGUUAUUUUGCAGUUAUUUUUCAUACUACUUAUCAUUACUUAGUGAUUAAGGUAGUGUUAUAUUAACAAAAAUACAAAAACUACAGCUGGACGUGUUUGUCUGAAUGUGCAUGUCCUUCCCUCUGCAGUGAUGUGGUGGGUGGAGGAUUAUCCAGAAUAUCCCCCACUGUUCCCAAAGAGCAGCUCAUCAGAAGUAAAACCCAUUUGCGUAACUGCAGCUCUAGGCAGGAUUAUAAUCAGCAUGAUAACAGCAAACAGCCAAGGACACCUGAUCAAUGUGCCUUGGCUGAUUUUGCUCCUGGAGUCAGAUUCUGUCUUGUUUAACUUGCCUUUACCUUCUGCUAACAGGGGGUGACUUCAGGAACACAUCAAGGGAGAACUCACACACUCAAAAUACUCUCUCCCAUUGGAUAGAUGAGAGUUAGGCAUUGCUGUUACAUUGUGUUAUGCAUUUGAAUAGCAUGGGAUAGAAUUAUUAAACCAGUGAUGAUUUUGUUAACUUGAGAAGGUUUAAAACUCUUGGGUUGAUUUUUAUUUGUUUACAUCAGUUUGUAUUUAAUCAUUUGAAUUUCCCAACAAAAGACUCUGAAAAUGAUUGUCCCAGGUGGAUUAAGGCAGUGCUGUGACAAGUAUUUGACAGUAGCCAUGGCCAGCGGACCUCCACGUGCUCUGCAGUUUUAAUAUGGAAUUGUGAUCCGCUAGAUAUGUGUUGGAUUUGGGGGCCCUUGUCCAUUAACGGAAUGUUCCUCUUCCUCUUUUCUGAAUUGGAAAGAACGCUAACUGGAAACUUGCAGUACCUGAGGAAGUUUUAGGUAGUUGUAGGUAUAUAGUGAAUCAUCUGAACCUUUUAUUUUUUUAUGCUGUGCCUUGGGCUGUACCGAAAGCAAAAUUCUUCAUGUUUUCCCAAUCUUUGAAGUUGUAAAAUACCUGGGUCAAACUCAGCAGAAUAAUUUCCAGGUGAACGCUCCUCCAGUAAAUCCAGCUGUGGAGGGUCUGGACUCGCUGCAGUUCUGACCGUCUGGCUAGAGGAAGAGUUUGGAUUGGCGGUGCGGGCAGGGAGGUUCAGACUCCGUGUGAAGGGCUGCACAGGGUGCACAGGGGCGCCAGGGCUGUGGAACACGAGGAGAAGCUGAUUUCCGAGCAGGCAGCUGAAAUACCUGGGGAGGCAGCGGGGCUUCCCCCGCGCAGCCGCAGCGCAGCAGCUGCGGGCCUGUGCCAGGCUGAAGGUCGGGAGCGUUUCCCGGUGCCCUUAAAUUCAGCAGCGGAGCUGCUGGUACUUAACAGAACUGGGUUUGUUUGUUUUUUUCAUUAUAAAAGGUCUAUGCAGAUGCUGGUCAAAUCUGCUGGAGGGGAAGAAAAGAAGAAUUACUUCAUUCCUUCUUAGUAUAAGGUGGAAACAGCAUAUUGCAGGUCCUCAGAAGAAAGAGAAUACAAUUAAUUGAAAAUUGAAAGUAGGACAAGCCCACACUUAAAAAAUAUACAUAACUGAGGUAAUACUUAAUCUGAUUUAGUGGUUUGGGGUUUUUUUUCCCAAAACCACAGUGCUUUAAAAAAUGAGAAGAAUGUUGUGGAUAUUGAGAUGCUGGAAGAACAUAGUGCAGGAUUUGCUAUUUCAAUGAGAACAGCAGCAAAAAUCUAUUUUAAACAAAUAUGUUAAUACAGACAUUAUAGGUUAGCUUCCUGCUGUUUUCAAGCAUUAGUAAACCGAAUGUUGACAGCAAAAGGAUCCCUUGAAUUUCUACUGGGCUCAGGUGUGUGCACAGUAUUUUGAUGGUUUAAAAUGUAUUUUCUGGGAGGGAAGAAAAAAGUUGGGAAGUUAAAGAUUCAAGAUAUGGCCAUGUGUUCGGCAUUUUCAAUGUAAAUCUAGUUGUUGCCAUAAUUUGUACCUGUACAUAAACACAUCAGCUGUUGAAAAGAGAACACAGCUGACAUCUGCAGAAAUACAUUGUUUAUGACACUAUAAUUUAGAAGUUAAAUAUCAAAAUAAAAAAUGUCUGUUUGGUUUC
Columba livia (rock pigeon) is the source of this 5316-nucleotide messenger RNA. It is a transcript of the gene IL17RD, whose product is annotated as interleukin 17 receptor D. NCBI's taxonomy places the organism in Eukaryota, Metazoa, Chordata, Aves, Columbiformes, Columbidae. The transcript has 13 exons. Gene Ontology annotation, molecular function: interleukin-17 receptor activity. Bases 104 to 2305 code for a protein of 733 amino acids. The record is from RefSeq and is a predicted model, not a curated record.